UACAGCUAGAUUUAUCUUUACAGAUAUGUUUUCAGAAAGGCUUAUCAGAAGAAGAAGAAAAAAAAACGAAACAACGGGCUCUCGAUUAGCUGCUUUUCUGCUCAUCUGUAUGAAACGAAGGAGAUGAGAUGAGAAAGGGCUCAUGCCCAGUGGAUGCGAGGGUCAAGCAUGAGAGCCAGCUAUUGUAACGGGAAUCUAAAAAAACCUAAGGGGCUGUUUGGCUCCCAAGAAUUGGUUUGAAUUGAAUCACUUUCCAAGAAUUGGUCUGUUUGGCUGUCUGUGGAAUUGAAUUGAUCAUUUCUACCUAAUUCUAAUCCUUGCAAAUAUGGCCUCCUCUCAAUUCAGACCCUCCACCAUCAGAAAAGGCUAGAAAGGUAACUAGGGUUCGCUACGUCGCCCACCGUCUCCACCCAGGACCGCCGCCCUCAUCCGUCUCCCCUGUCUUCCUCGCCCUCGUCUACCUCGUGCUCGUCGGAAAAAACAGCUCAGGACCGCCGCUCGUCUGUUUGGUUGAAGUCGAAGCACCCAGGACCGCCGCUCUGGACCUCGCGUGGUUGAAGUCGAAGCACCAGUGGCCUCUCCUUGGUUUCACUCUCCUCGCGUAGGAUCUGCUACCAGGAACGCCCGUGAAGCGAGCGCUGCUGCCAGCGAUGUCAGAGAAGCGAGCGCUUGUUCUUGCGGCUACCUGCUUGAGAUGUGACCAGAAUCCAUUGAUAUAGUGUACUCGGUGCAUGGCAGCUACCUGCUUCCUCACUUUUUCAUCACAAGUUUGUUUUGGGAUCUUUCGCCUCAAGUUUCAUCUAGCUACCUUCAACAAAUCCUUCAAUCUCCAUGGCUACAUCGAUAUCAAAUCAAUAUACUAACGAGGAGGAAAUUAAAAGGAAGAGAAAGAAGCGAAAGAGAGUUGUUGUAUUAGCUGUGUCUAUUAUGGCUAUAAUUGCAAAUUGGUAUCAACGGAGGAGACCUAGACACAUCGUAGAUGCUAACGAAGUUCAAGAGAGAAAUGUCGAGUGCAGAAAACAAAUGCUACGUAAUAUGUACCAGGGUUCAAAUGUCUAUUGCUAUGACAGUUUGCGCCUAACUAAGAGAUCUUUUAGUGACUUGAGUGCCAUCUUACGGGAAAAGAGUGGCCUACAGGAUACCCUAAAUGUGUCGGUAGAAGAAAAGUUUGCAAUUUUUCUGCUUAUAGUAGGUCAUAACACCAAAAUGAGGCUGAUCCGUAGCACUUAUGGGUGGUCCCUUGAACCAAUCAGUCGACACUUCAACGAAGUGCUUAGAGGGAUUCUAUCUUUAAGUCAUGAGUUCAUCAAGCUUCCUAAUCCAGAAACCACUCUACCUGAGGAUCCAAAGUGGAAAUGGUUUGAGGACUGCCUAGGUGCACUAGAUGGCACACAUAUCGAUGUGAAUGUUCCAUUGACUGACCAAGGUAGGUACAGAAAUAGGAAGCAACGAAUCACCACUAAUGUAUUAGGGGUUUGUGAUCGACAAAUGAAGUUUUUGUAUGUCUUGGCUGGAUGGGAAGGGUCGGCUUCGGAUUCACGCAUACUACGUGAUGCCAUGUCACGGGAGGACUCAUUUGUUGUUCCUAGUGGUAAAUACUAUCUAGUGGAUGCUGGAUAUACAAAUGGUCCGGGAUUUCUUGCCCCGUACCGAUCUACACGGUACCACUUGAAUGAAUGGGCUAUUCAAGGCAACAAUCCAUCUACUGCGAGAGAGUUAUUCAACCUACGCCAUGCAACAGCUAGGAAUGUGAUAGAGAGAACUUUUGGGCUAUUGAAGAUGAGAUGGGCAAUCUUGAGGACCAGCUCAUAUUUUGAUUUAGAAAACCAGAUUAGGAUCAUCCAUGCUUGCUGCAUAUUGCAUAAUUUUUUAAGGGAUAGACAAAGAGAUAUGGACGAUAUUCUAAUACAUGAAGUUGAUAGUCUCAUCUCUGCUGCUCCUGCUGAAAAUCAAGGAGAAAUGAGUAUGAUUACGCAUGUUCAAUCAACUAAUGAGUGGGGUUAUUUUAGAGACACCAAAGCUAGUGAAAUGUUUGUUGAUUAUCAAGCGAGGCGUGGUCAAAGCUCAUAGUUGACAAGAAAACAAGGGGCUAUGUUCCUUGGAAUGAUGAGAUGGAUAAGGUACUCCUUGAUACAUUUGUGGACUAUUACAAUAAAGGUGAUAGAUGUCAGAAUGGGUGGAAGUCUCAUGUAUACACAGCUGCUGUGAAGAAUGUUUGUGAGAAGUGUAAUGUCACCAUUACAAAGGAAAAUAUUAGCUCUCGCAGCAAGACCUUUGAUAAGCACUACAAUAUCAUUAAUGGUUUGUUGUCCA
Messenger RNA from Zea mays, 2313 nucleotides. RefSeq names its product protein ANTAGONIST OF LIKE HETEROCHROMATIN PROTEIN 1-like. NCBI's taxonomy places the organism in Eukaryota, Viridiplantae, Streptophyta, Magnoliopsida, Poales, Poaceae. Bases 832 to 2070 code for a protein of 412 amino acids. The transcript has 6 exons. The record is from RefSeq and is a predicted model, not a curated record.